GUAUUGAUUUCGUGAACUUUGAGCUGGUUGUUUGUACUUUAAAAUGGCUGCUGCUAUAAGAAGAAUUAUUAGCACCUCAAAAGCUCCCCAACCAGGUGCUUCACCUUAUAAUCAGGCUGUAGUAUGGAAUAACACUGUUUUUGCAUCUGGAGUUUUGGGAAUGAAUAAAGAAACUAUGAAACUUGUACCUGGUGGUGCAGCUGAAGAAGCCAGACAAGCACUCAAGUCUAUAGGUCAUAUUUUGGAAGCUGCGGGAUCUUCGUAUACUAAAGUAGUCAAGAGUACCAUUAUGCUUAAUGAUAUUAAUGAUUUUGCAGCCGUUAACGAAGUAUACAAAGAAUUUUUCAAAAAGGAUUUUCCUGCCAGAUCCACUUAUCAAGUUGGUAAAUUACCUUUGGGAGCAAGUGUUGAAAUUGAAGUUAUUGCAGCUACUGGAGAAGUUACAAAUGUUACUUCCAAAAUUUAAUAAAACCAUAUAUUAAUUAUAGUCAGUUUAUAUUUUUAUAUAA
Brassicogethes aeneus is the source of this 509-nucleotide messenger RNA. The record is from the annotation of a GenBank genome assembly. NCBI's taxonomy places the organism in Eukaryota, Metazoa, Arthropoda, Insecta, Coleoptera, Nitidulidae.